GCUCGUCUACCGUUGUAGCUGUUGCUCGCUUUUUUCAACGAAUUGCUAACGUCGCAUACAGCGCGGCAUACAUAUGUACAUACAUAUGUAAUAUAUAUCUACAACGUAUUUAUACAGUGCGCAUUGUUUGUGUAGCGCCGCCGCUACAGUCGUUUGUUAUCGUACGUCGCGCCGCUUUCGUUCAUUCCAACAUUCGCUGACCACAAUUGCAAGUUGCUGUGCUGUGAAAUUGCAGUUGCUACAUCAGCGCGUUGCUGUUCGGUGAUUUCAUCAUUGUCGACUGCGUCAUUUGUAUUGUGAACGCCUUGAGGAGAAGUGUGUGCGCGCGGUGUGCGCUCUGUUUUUGAAAAUUUUAUUAGUGUACACGCAACAACUGUUGCUACUUGGUGUUAGCGCGGCAAUUAUACAUAAAUAUACUGUUAAAAAAUAUAAUUUUGCGGCAAUAAACACAUUCCUGUUAAGCGCCUUUGGGUAGCGUUUCGAGAAACCAAACGCGCUUGGUGUGCCGCGCGGCUCAAACGCGUCAAUCGCAGUGAUUUUUUGAAUGCACUUGUAUGUACGCGCGUGUGUGAUUUUAUUGUGUUACAACAACAAAGGAAAACAACAACAAUUGUCUUAGCAAAUAACCAAAGCAAAAUGAGGCUGUCCACAUCGAACGAUUCGAAACCUGAUAAUUAUCAAAUUAAUGCAAAAAUCUGCCGUCUAGUCGAGCGCUACGCUUGCAUGUACGAUCGCUCGCAUCCACACUACCUGAAGAAGGAUGUUGUCGAUAAGGCGUGGGUGAAGAUUUCCAAGGAAAUGGAUGACUCAAUUCCGUCGUGCAAAGAACGCUGGCGCAACAUACGUACCUCUUUCGCGCGCUCCAUCAAUGUCAACAAAAUACCGUCCAGCGCGAAUCGUACCAAACCAUAUUACCUACACGAAGAGCUACAGUUCCUUGCACGUCACAUAACACCUGGCAUACCAGUGUCGCGUCGUCCCAACUACUAUACGUCGGCCGAUGAGAAGAGCGAAAUGAUUGAGGUGCCGAUUGGUGAGGAGUCCUUCGACGGCUUUGUCGCUAUGGCGGCACAGGAGGAAGAAGAGGAGGAGGAAAAACUGCGCAAUACCGACGAAGAUGAUUCACGUCCGGAACGUGCGCCAAGCAGUAGCGCCGAUGAGGGCACACAAUCGUGUAAGGGUGAUCCGACAACGAUGCAGUGCCAGCAGCAGUCCGCUGAGGAAAUACAAGUCGAUGCGACGGAACGCAAAUUGCCUGUACAAAACUCGCCACUGCCACUGUUGUCGCAACAAAUACAACAACAUAUUGGUGCACUGCCGCAACAACAGCAGCUGGUACCUACACCGCCGAUUGUUGCCAUGGAAGCGGAACGCAUUGUGGCGGAUGUGCCAGUGGUGCCGCUCUAUCCGUUCAAAAAGCGUUUGCGCACCGCCGAGUCCAUGAUGUGCGCCGAAGUGGAGCAGGAGCGCGACAUUAAGCCUCAACCCAGCGAACUCUGCACGCCCGAUCCCGAUUUCGACGCCGCUUUCCUGCAAGGCUUGUUGCCCGAAAUGAAGGCGAUGGACUUCCGUCAAAAGAUCAGUUUCAAGAAGCGCAUCUACGAAGUAAUUGGUGAGAUAUUCGAGAGCAGUACACAUGGCAGCAGCAUAACACGUCGGCCGUCGCAUUCGAAUAGCAUGCAUAACAGUAAUAUAUCCAUUGCCAGCAGCAAUGGCUAUACGAAUGGUUACACACCGAACAAUAAACGACGCACACCGACACCAACACCGACCGCGGCAUCGUCACCUACUGCCUCCGGUUAUGCCUCACCGUUAAACACGUUCAAUACCGCCUCGCCCACCGCAAUGACCGUAGUGAAUGCGGCGGACUUGGCGAUGAUACGACGCCUGAGUACCUUACUGCAAAGUCCUGCGGUAGCGUCCAGCACCACCGCUAUGACAGCGUUACCAAAGAACGUCGCCUCGAUUUCCUCGACGGUGCGCAACACCACAAGCACCCCACCAACAACGGCUGUGUCGCCGGCUACGGCUGCUGCACAUCGUGGCGCCAUGACGCGUUCCAGCGCCAAUCUCCUGCGCACCAAUAUGGUUAACGGCGUCACGCCCUCCUCAUCCACCACUUAUGCCUCAGCGACGUCCACACCCGCCGCCGCCGCCUCCGCUACCAGUCAUGCCGUUAAGCAGGAGCUGUUGGACGAUUGAGCGUCUUUUUGGUUUUGAUUUUUUUAUGUGUGUGUUUGACUAGUUCAACUCUUUAAUGCUUUGGGUAAAUUGUAGCUUUAGAGUGUUAGUACUUAAGUUGUUUUAAUUGAUUUUAAUCUUUGAGGUUUUUAUUUAAUUUUGUAUGAUAAAACUUGUGUAUGUAUAUAUUCCUAAGCGAUCGAUAUUCAGUUUUUCUGAAUAAAUAAAUUGUAAGGAAAUUUGUAA
Zeugodacus cucurbitae (melon fly) is the source of this 2427-nucleotide messenger RNA. RefSeq lists its product as uncharacterized. The transcript is spliced from 3 exons. Gene Ontology annotation, cellular component: nucleus; transcription regulator complex. Bases 637 to 2202 code for a protein of 521 amino acids. Gene Ontology annotation, molecular function: DNA binding. Gene Ontology annotation, biological process: regulation of transcription by RNA polymerase II. The record is from RefSeq and is a predicted model, not a curated record. NCBI's taxonomy places the organism in Eukaryota, Metazoa, Arthropoda, Insecta, Diptera, Tephritidae.